AUGACUAUUCCCCAAGAGGUAGGAUCUGGUUUGGCUGGAAACCAGAUCACAAGAGCAACAAAAAAGUUUCACUUAGUUGCUGUCUAUGGUCUUCAUACUGUUAGAGAUAGGAAAGCCCUUUGGGUUCAAUUGCUUGCUAAGGCUGAAGAUAGGUGUAAUGGGAAUGAAGUUCAGGAAUCUGAAACAAUUGAUUUUAAUCAAUUCUUACUGGAGACCAAUCUAAUUGAAGCUCCUAAUACUGGUUUGUUCUACUCAUGGAGCAAUAAAGGGGAAGGAAGCAGUAGAAUUUGGAGCAGAAUUGACAAGGUUUUCUUGAAUGAUGAAAUGUUGCAGGAAUACCCUGAUCUCCUUGUUAAUUAUCUUCCUGAAGGCAUGUCUGAUCAUACACCUCUAUUGAUCAAAUAUGUUUGGCAGAAGAAUGUCAGGGGUGGUAAAUUGAAGCAGAUUUGGAGCAAUCUUAUAAGAGUUAAACAUGAAAUCAAAAGCCUUCACUCUAAUCAUUUUUCUCAAGCUCACAUUAAGAUAGCAGAUUGUCGAGCUAAGUUGGAUCAAGUCCAAAGACAUCCUUCUUUGAUAUAUGAUACUGAGAUACAGAAGAUUGAAAAAGAGAACAUUGAAACUCUUAGAUACUGGUCAAACAUUGAAACUAAGAUUCAUCAGGAGCUUGUGCAUUUUUAUCAGAACCUGCUGGGAACAAGGGCCAGGUAUCUGGAUGCUAUUGAUCUCCCUAUAGUGAGGAAAGGCCCUAUGCUGAGCUUAGAUGCUAAUAGAAGUUUGAUUGAGCCAGUUAGAGGAUAUGAAAUUGAUAAGGCUCUGGCAAGUAUAGGGGACAAUAAAGCACCUGGUGUGGAUGGUUUCAAUGCUUUGUUUUUCAAGAAAAUUUGGCAUCUGAUUAAUACUGAUAUCUACCAGGGAGUGCAGGAGUUUUUCCAAACCUCUGAAAUUUAUAAGCCUAUUAAUAUAACACUUAUCACUUUAAUCCCUAAAGUGAAUAAUGCUCUGCAUCCAAAAGACUACAGACCCAUUGCCUGCUGUACUAUGCUAUACAAAAUCAUUGCCAAGAUAUUAUCUAACAGACUUGGCAAUGUGAUAGCUGAUGUAAUCAAUCCUUCUCAAGCUGGAUUUAUCCCUGGAAGAUAUAUAGCUGAUAAUAUUCUGCUGGCAACUGAGCUGCUGAGAGGGUACUCAAUCAUAUAUAUCACCUAG
This is a messenger RNA of Beta vulgaris subsp. vulgaris (sugar beet), 1206 nucleotides long. RefSeq lists its product as uncharacterized. Bases 1 to 1206 code for a protein of 401 amino acids. The transcript is spliced from 5 exons. Lineage: Eukaryota; Viridiplantae; Streptophyta; Magnoliopsida; Caryophyllales; Amaranthaceae. The record is from RefSeq and is a predicted model, not a curated record.